UGGCCUCUGGGAUAUGAACGAGUGGGUCGCACUUUCGUACUGACAAUCUGUGGCUAUUUGACCAAAAUCUUGGGGAAAUCCAAACUUUCUGAGCAGACAGUCAACAAGAACAUCUACAAACAUGAGCUUUGAACAGGCAGAUGGCUAUAUGGAACAAGAAGAGGACUGGGAUCGUCAGAGCGUGCUCGAUCCUGAGUGGGAAAAGCAGCAAAAGAAGACGUUCACAGCAUGGUGCAACUCUCAUCUUCGGAAGUCCGGCACAGAAAUCAAAGAGAUCGACCAAGACUUCUGUAAUGGCCUAAAGCUGAUCAACCUGCUGGAGGUCAUCUCCGGUGAGAGGCUUCCCAAGCCAGAGAAGGGAAAGAUGAGGGUGCACAAGAUCUCCAACGUGCAGAAGGCCCUGGAUUUCAUCGUGAGUAAAGGCGUCAGGCUGGUUAGCGUCGGGGCUGAAGAAAUCGUGGACUCCAACUUGAAAAUGACCCUUGGUAUGAUCUGGACCAUCAUCCUGCGGUUCGCCAUCCAGGAUAUUUCUGUGGAAGAGACCUCAGCCAAGGAAGGUUUACUUUUGUGGUGUCAGAGGAAGACGGCCCCUUACAACAAUGUUCGAGUCCAAAACUUCCAUACGAGCUGGAAAGACGGCCUGGCUUUCUGUGCCCUCAUCCACAGACAUCGCCCAGAACUGAUUGAUUACAACAGUCUCUCAAAGGAUGACCCCAGGAAGAAUUUGGAGCUUGCCUUCGAAGUGGCAGAGAAGUACCUGGACAUUCCCAAGAUGUUGGAUGCUGAUCAUAUCGUGGAGAGUGUCAAGCCUGAUGAGCGCUCCAUCAUGACCUAUGUCUCCUGCUACUACCAUGCGUUUGCUGGAGCUCAGCAGGCAGAGAAUGCAGCCAACCGUUUGUGCAGAGUACUGAGAUUGAACCAAGACAAUGAGCGACUAAUGGAUGAAUAUGAUCGACUUGCUAGUGAUUUGCUGGAUUGGAUAAAGCGUAAGCGUCCAUGGCUGGAAGACAGAACUCUGGCAGAAAACAGUCUGCCUGCUGUUCAGGACAAACUGGAUGAGUUCCGCAACUACCGCGGCAAAGAGAAGCCCCCCAAGACGGAAGAGAAGGGGCAGCUGGAGUCGAACUACAACACUCUGCAGACCAAGCUUCGUCUCAGCAAUAGACCGGCCUACAUCCCACAGGAAGGCAAAUUGGUCUCGGACAUCGCAAAAGCAUGGAAAGGUUUGGAGCAGUCCGAACGUGGCUUUGAGGAUUGGCUGCUGGCAGAGAUGAGAAGACUGGAACGGCUGGAUCACUUGGCAAGGAAGUUCCGUCACAAGUGCGACAUCCAUGAGGCUUGGGCAGAAGGCAAGGAACCAGAGCUGGAGGAUAGCGACUUCUCUGGAGUCAAGCUCAAUGAAAUCUACGCUCUGAAGAAGAAACAUGAGGCUUUCGAGAGCGACCUGGCUGCCCACCAAGAUCGCGUGGAACAGAUCGCAGCGAUCGCUCAAGAAAUGAAUCUCCUGGAGUACCAUGACAUAGUACCCAUCAACUCGCGGUGCCAGGCUAUCUGCGAUCAGUGGGACCGACUGGGUAACCUUACCUCGACACGCAGACAAACUUUGGAAAAAAUCCAAGACCUGUUGCAGAGAGUCGACAGCCUGUUCUUAGACUUUGCCAAGAAAGCUGCACCGUUCAACAACUGGAUGGAGGGAGCCAGCGAGGACCUGGUUGACGUCUUCAGUGUGCACACUGUUGACGAGAUCAGAGGUCUGAUCCAACCCCACGAAGAGUUCAAGGCCACCCUCAACGACGCCCAGGCUGCCUUUGAUGAACUCGUAGAGAUUGGCAACAAGAUCAAGAACUUGUUUGCUGAACACGACCUGAACAUGGACAAGUCAAACCCUUACACGACGCUCACUGUACAGGAUAUUGUCUCCAAGUGGCAAGAAGUACUAAAACUAGUUCCAGAAAGAGACCAGGCCCUCCAAACUGAGCUGCUGAAGCAAGAAUCCAACGAGCGUCUGCGCUACCAGUUUGCCAAGAAGGCCAACGUGGUAGGGCCUUGGAUCGAAGGGCAGACAAUGAAGGUUAACAACUUGCAUAUGGAGCACGGUGUCCUGGAAGAAAGCUUAGCAAGCCUCAAGAGGAUUGAAAAGGAUGUCGUUGAUUACAAGUGUCACAUGGAUGAACUGGAGAUGUUUAACCAAUCUGUACAAGAAGCUAUGAUCUUUGAAAAUGAGCACACCAAAUAUACCAUGGAGACAAUUCGCGUUGGCUACGAGCAGCUGAUGACUACAGUCAGGCGACUGAUUAACGAGCUGGAGAACCAGAUUUUGACCAGGGAUUCCAAGGGUAUCACGGAGGAGCAGUUUUUGGAGUACAGACAGUCCUUCAACCACUUUGACAAGAAUCACUCUGGCAAGCUGGACCCCAUUGAGUUCAAGUCGUGCCUGGUGUCACUCGGCAUGGCAACACCUGACGACAAGUCUGGCCGAAAUCCAGAGUUUGAUCGCAUCAUGGAGAGCGUUGACCCCAAUCACGACGGCUAUGUCACGUUUGAAGCCUUCCUGGAUUACAUGUCACGUGAGGCCACCGACACAGACACGUCAGAGCAAGUCAAAGGCUCCUUCAAAGUCCUUGCUGGCAACAAGAACUACAUCUUGAAAGAGGACCUGAUCCGUGAGCUUCCGCCUGACCAGGCAGAGUACUGCAUUUCAAGAAUGGCACCCUACACAGGACCUGAUGCCGUCCCAGGUGCCCUAGAUUACAUGUCCUUCUCAACAGCCUUGUAUGGGGAGAGUGAUCUGUGAGGAGGAUACCAACUGGGAUGUAGUCCAGCAGUUGAUUACUAGAGCAUUUCAAAAUUAAACAAGAAUGACAGGUGGUGAAUUCAUGGUACUUUUUAGUUGAUAACCAACAGCUAGCCUUGUAGCGACAAAGUGUAUAUUGGUUUUCUUAUUCAGAAUAUUUGUCUCAAUGGUAGUACCAAGCAAAUUUGUUCUUUCAUUCUAGAGGGUUUUAAGUUUAGGAUUUCAUUGAGCAGUUUGGCUUUAACUAGUUAAAAUAAAAACACCGAGAAACCAGAAACUGGCAUAUAUACUAGACGAGUUGGUUUGCGGAGUGGUUUUACCCUGCUGUGAUCUUAUGAAUGAUAUGAAAUUGAUUCCAUCGUUAAUGGCAUUUGCAUGUUUUCGCUGAUGCAUAUUUCUCUGUUCGGCAUAAGUUGUGAGAAGAAAACUCCCAAUAAGGACUUCAGGUGGUGUUUUUUUGUAUCUGCCUCUGUGCAUGUGUAUACAUAAAAUUCAUCACUGAAACAUAAUUAAUUGCUGUUUCGCUAGAGUGUUUUAAUAUUUAUGUCACUUUUAAUCAUGCUUCCCAAAGACUUCUUUUAGCAUGGCAUUCAUACAGUGGAAAAGAAAACAUUUUAUUAUAUAUUUGUUUUUUUAAUACUAACAAUUGGUCAAACUUGUAGACAACAUCAGUCUUCUCUAGGAACUUAAUUAUAAGUUGUACAUUGAUGAGUUACAAAUACGUGUAAGUCCCGUGCCAUACACGUUUGUUUUUAAUAGUAAAACCUUACCUGAGGCUUUGUGGUGUUUUUAUUAGGAUGUAACGUUUUGUAAUUGUGUAUAUGUUUUCCCAGACAGUUAGUUUGGAUUUCCAGGGAGGUUGGAGAGUCCUCAGAGCAAAGGGGAAGAAGGGAAAAUGUGGGAAGUGGUAGUCCUAGAAGUCCAAGUUUGUGUUCACAAGUUUAAAAAGUAUUUUUUGCUGUGAAAAGUAAACUAUGUCUGACUCAAUCCUAUAAUAUGUCAUCGCUGUGUAGAGCACAAUUAAGUUUCCGUAGAUUCAUGCAAACCUUUGUGUUGAAGAAAAGGAAAAGCGAUCUGUUUUAAGAAACGUCAUCAGGUGUUGACUGUACUGUGACAACAGUGCCAUUGACCAGCGAAAAAUAACUUACUGAGCAGCACCGAUGCCACAUUUAUCAUGCAGGUGACUCUGUAAGCGUACGCUUUUUUUGGGCUGUAGAUUGCAGAUCAUUUUCAUUGAGCAAUUUUCAGACUCCAUGGUAUACAUUGACAAAAUCACUCCAUUUCUAGCUGAAUGUAGGUUUAUACAACGCUUCUACAAACCUAGUUGGAGCCUUUUAUAGCUAAUUAGUUGAUUGGUUUCCAUGGUUGAUAGGUAAACCAAGCCAUGGAGAGCACAUGUAGUUAAGGUUAGCUUAGCUUUUUCUUUUGAGGAUAUAAAGAUGGCUUGGUUUUGGUUAUGAGUUUGUUAUAUAUUUUUGUUUGCAUACAAAGCGAGAUUAACAACAAAUCUAAAAUGAUGAUUAUUUACUGUGUAUGAUGGUGACUGUUUAACAAUUUUAUUUUGUAGUUGAAAGAAAAAGGAUUGAAGAUGUGAUAAUUAAAUCAUAAGUAUACCAAAUAAAGUUUUUAAAAAGUUUAAUUAUUGUAAAACCGAGGUUAAAGACGUGCCUUACUAUCUAUGAUGUGGUUACGGGAGUCCUUGGAUAUAGCUCAUAAUUUGGUGAUUAAUCGGGUAGAUGCAAAGUAGAGUAAUGUAAAUGGUAUACUUGUUUGAAAAAUAGCGCCCAAAACUUAGUACAUUAAGGUAAUUGCUCUGUUGAUGCAUAACACUUUAGAAAAAAUCUUGGUUUAGAAAUGAUUUUGUACUGUGAAUUGUGAAGCAAGAUGUGAUUCCCAGCAGCUGUCAAUGAUCAAAGAAUGCUUGCAAAUUCAGGUACACAUUGAAAAUACUCAAAUAUGUACAAUCUUAAUAUUUUAGAAUGCAGCAUGUAAUUAGAUACACAGCUUCAGCGGUGAUGUUUUGUAAGAGUGGUUUUAAUACACCUAAAUGAUGUGUACUUUUUGGGGGGAUUUGGAGUGCAGAAAGUCUGCUAGACAUGGGAUAAUUGUCAUUUUGCUUUUACACUGUUCAAUUGUUUGUGCAUUAUCACCACAAAGCAGUCGUGAGAAAUUUUCUGUUAGGCUCAUUUUUUAUGUCUCUAGUGAAUUUAUAAACUUUUCUUUCAAUGCCUGUACGCUUUACUGCAGUUCAUUGUAUGUCAGACAUUUUCCCCGGAAUUGUCAGUAAAAUCCAUACAAAUGCUAGGUAAAAUUGAUACUUAAGUGAAAGUUUAAAAGCUGGAAUGCAAGCAGUAAAAUGGUUCCUUUUCUUUCAUUGUGAUAUUGAUAUAUUCUUUGAGAGUGAUUGUUCCUUUUAGUAUCGGUUCUGUCAGUGUAAAGGUUGGAAGCUCUCGUCAUUUUCUCGUAAGCUUUAAUGCUAGUUUUCUCCCAUUGCAAGAUCUUUACUUUCAGAAAACCCGCUAAGCAGGUGUGUUGUCUAUGCUAUAAUUUUUAUUCAUUUAUUUAUUUUUAUUUUGACUGCUUGUAAUGCACACAUAUGCAUUAUAAGUGACAAUAAAUACGCUCAACCCUUCGUGUUUCUUAUCCUAAUGGAAUGUUAGAGUUUUUGCAACAUUUUGCUCAAUACUAUCUUAAAAGUUUCACUUUAGUUGUUUAAUAUAGAAUUUGAAAAGUCUCAGUUGACGUGAAUGAAAUGGCUUGGGUAUUCCCGAGGCAUAUAUACUGUACUUGUAGCUAAACCUUGAGGUACGUUGUUUGAGCAAUUUUUUUUUAUCGCAACUCAGCCUCACUGGAAUGAUCUGCAUUUGGAGAAAAAAAAAGAGUUGUCGGAGUUAAGAUGGUGCUUGUAGGCAGUGUUGUAGUGUAGGCGUGUUGGGCGAUGGAUCGAGUGUGGUGCACUCAGAAAAAAAGACAAAGUCUCAAGUUUGGUCAUUUAUAAAAUUCAGCAAAGCAAGCCCCCCCAACAACUCUAAAUUAAUUUAAAACCUUUGCAACUUUGUUAGAUCUUUCUGUCAGUUUACGACCAGUGUAGAAUUCCAGAUCUAACUGUGGAGAAAUCGGCAAUUGCAGAAGAUGGAAUAAGUGGCGUAACUCUAUUACACUUUUCAGUAAGAGUCAAAAGACUGCAAUGGCAGUUGAAGACGAGGCGUCCUUCGUCAUGUAUCUUUGAAACUUCAUAAUUCAGUAAUAAUAAGGGAAUUUGGACAUUUCUAAUACGUGUUGGAGGCGAAAGCGUCUUUCUGCGAAGUUAACUUCGUGGAGUCAUUGUUGGAAAGACGUUUCUUGGGCCGUGGUUGGGCAGUUGGAUCAUUAAUAAUUUGCCUAUUGUAAUGUUUUCGCUAACCCUGUCAUACGGCGCGAAAUCACCUUUCUUUGUCUUUUUUUUUUUUAAAGUUGUAGUUGGACUUCUGUACUAUGCAAAAUAACUCAUUAAAACCCGCCCGCAAUCUUCCCACGA
Acanthaster planci (crown-of-thorns starfish) is the source of this 6311-nucleotide messenger RNA. RefSeq names its product alpha-actinin, sarcomeric-like. The record is from RefSeq and is a predicted model, not a curated record. Gene Ontology annotation, molecular function: protein binding; calcium ion binding. Lineage: Eukaryota; Metazoa; Echinodermata; Asteroidea; Valvatida; Acanthasteridae.